Messenger RNA from Tetrahymena thermophila SB210, 2994 nucleotides. RefSeq lists its product as hypothetical. The record is from RefSeq and is a predicted model, not a curated record. The transcript has 4 exons. Lineage: Eukaryota; Ciliophora; Oligohymenophorea; Hymenostomatida; Tetrahymenidae.
UAUAAUAUUUAAUAUCUUAAAAAUCCUACAUUCUUCAAAUCAUACUAUUUCUUCUAAUUAAAAUAGCUUAAUAUUUCUCUGGUUAUAAACAAAAAUAUAAAAAACAAAUACACUAGCUACUUAACUAUCAGUCAUAUUUUAACUUAGAAAUUAUUUUUACAACUCUUUAAAAUGAAUUAGAGAUUGAAAUUGCUGGCCUAAAAAAAGGAAACUAAUAUUUCAAGCGCUGCAAACUUAUCAACUUCGAAUGUUCAAAAUAGUAGAAAUGCAAAUAUUGACUCAUCUAUUAUGUCUGAUGAGGACGACAAUCAUAAUGAUAUAUUGUCAUUUUUAUAAAAUGAUAAACCCAUUUAGGCUAAAUCAGAAAAUAUUUAACAAUUGAACAACUAAUCAAAAGUAAAGUAAUCCAAUUUAAAUCAAAAUUAACGAUUAGCUUAGCAAGUAUAAACUAAUCAAGUUCCUUUUGAUGACAAUUCUAGGUUUGCUAAAAUGUCAAAAUAAGAGGAAAUUUCUUAUGCAGAAUAAGAAAAUUACAAUAAGAAGAAAUUAAAGAAGCCUUUUUCAAAUGUUAAUCCAGUUUUAAUGAAGUUCUAAAAUAAACAAAAUAACUAAAAAAUGUAAAUAAAUUAAUAAAAUAGCGAAAUUAUUGAGCCAAAAAUAGAAGAAGAAGCUACAAACUUAGAAAAUGAAGAUUUAAAUUCUGACAAUAUAGAUAAAAUAUUUUAGAGAGAGUAAAGCUUUGAAAAUGAGAAUAAAACUACUUAGCAAAAAGAUUAAAAUACGGUAAACAAAAGACAAUUUAGUGUUUCUGUUAAUAGUGUUGAAAAUAAAGCAAAUUAAAAUGAUUCUAAUAAUUCAUUAGUAAUGAGAAUUUAAGGAAAAGUAAAUGAGUAGAAGCCAAUAAUGCCUUCACCAAAUAAACCAGAAAAUUAAACUAUAUAAGAUAAGGUUUCUUUAAAUCAAAAUGUUAGAGGCUUAAAUCAAAUUCUUAACACUAGUGAAGACGAUGAAGAUGAAGAUGAUGACAUUGAACACUUAAAAUAAAUAUCUAAAUCAACUUAAAAUACUCAAAUGACUAAACCUCAGUAAAUAAAUUAAAAUAAAUCAAACCAGAAUUCGAAGUUUUCAAUACUUCCAAUAAUGAAAGAUUCACUAUCUGAAUAAACAUUUUAACAAAAGCAAGCAAACUCAAAAGAAUAGUUAAAUAAAUUAAAUUAAUAAAAUACUAUGUCUUAAAAUAGAAAUGACCAAGAUCUUUCUAUGUUUGAUGCUCUUUUUGAGGCUAAUGAAGAGAUAUCUAGAAUAGAAAAUGAGUCUAAUAAAAUGGAUGAAGAUAUGGACGAUAAAAAAUCAGUUGCUGACAUGAGUAUGUUUAUAUAAAUCCAGUAAGAGUCUGAAGAUGAUGGAGAUGAAAUAGCUCUAUCUAAAAAAGUAAUUCCUUAAAUGAAUAACCAAAAACCUAAUUAAAUUCAGCAAGCAUCAAGCAGUAAAAUAAAUAACAAGUUAAAUGUAGGCUUGUAAAACACAUUAAAUAAAUACAAAGAUUAAUAAAAUAUAUAAAUGUAAAAUUAACCUGAAAAAGAGCCAACAAAUACAGAAAAUAAAUAAAAUAAUUUAUUUUCUAAACAAAAAUAAACAUCAUUAAAUUAUAUUUAAAAUAAAUUAUAAUCUAAUACAAACCAAAAUUAAUAAUAAUAGCUUUUAUAAAAAUUUAAUGUAAACAAUUAAUAACAAUCAGGAUAAGUUAAACCAUAGAUUAACAUAAAUAGGACUACCAAUAUAGUUGAAAAUUAAAAAUUUAAUAGUAAUAAUAACGAAGAAGCUGGUUUCAUGCAACAAAAAGCUAUGAAACAACCCUCAUUAGUUGAAUAAAUACCUAAAACAAGUAGUUCUUUCUUAUAAAUACAAAAUAAGCUUCAAAAUAAUAAAUUUGCUGAAGAUUAAUCACUCUCAAACUCUGUUUUAAACAUGAGUUAUGUCGAUGAAAAUAAAAAAAUUAAUAAUAUUUAUAAAACUCCUGUGCAAAAUUCUAAAACAAAUAAUUAUUAAUAAAAAAUUACAUAAUACUCAAUGAAUAGUCAAAAAGAAGAUGAGGAUGAUUUCUAUAAAAAUUUUGAAAGCAGCUAUCAGAAUAUUAUGUUCGCAGCUAAACCUAAUGACAAUAAUAGAUUCAAUAACAAUACUAGAAAUAUGAACAACUUUGAAGAAAGUAUGGAUCUGACUAAAGGAAAUAUUUCUAGAAAUCAAAUGAAUAAUACCAGUUACCUGAAUACAACAAAUAAAAAGUAAAAUAAGAAGAAUAUUCCUUAAGUUACUCCAUAUAAAAUUAAUUUGAGGCUAUACCAAAAGAAAAAGAAAAUAAAACAAAGUGUAGAGGAAUGCAAAGUCUGGCAUUACUAUUUGGAUAAAAUGUAUAACCUUACAAGCUAGCAAUUUGAACUCAAACUUGCUAAUUCAACAAUACCUAAAGAAUUAAAAGAAUACAAUAUAAAAUAAAUAUUCAGAGGGGUUUUCAACAAUAAAAAAAUACCUUUUCUAGCUGUUAUUAUGAUUGAAUAUGAAAUAUUGCACUAAAUUGUCAAAGCUACUCUUUUAGACUUCUCAUGCAGUAUAAUUGGUUCUUUUUCAAAGAAUUUGUUUAUGGAUGAUAUAGGAGAAAACAAUCAAAGUCUAAUUAUUAAAAAAGAAGAACCUGAAGAUGAAGAAGAAGGAGAUUAAGAAGACGAAAGUGAUGAUGAUUUUAUUAACAGAAACAACAAAAUGAGUAUUGAAGGAGAUUAAAUACCUUCAUAAAAGUAAGAUAAAAAGAAAAAAGAAAAAAAGAUGGAUUUUUCUACUGUGUAUACUCUAAAUCAUGAGAGAGGAACUUAAAUUUCCCUGAAACUCAAUACACUACUUGUGUUGAAAGAUGUAACUGUAAUCUAGCAAAAUGAAGAGCCUCCUUUUUUAAAUAUAAGUGAAAAGAAUGUAGUGCAAGUUGUUUAUCCAUUUUGA